Molecule: messenger RNA, 330 nt
Organism: Aegilops tauschii subsp. strangulata
Lineage: Eukaryota; Viridiplantae; Streptophyta; Magnoliopsida; Poales; Poaceae
Source: RefSeq, a predicted model, not a curated record
AUGCAGCAAGUUCAGUUUGGAGGAAGUGGAUCAUCUACUGGAGGAAGUGUGCAGAACAGCCAGCCGGAUUCUAGUAAGAAUAAGAAAAAGAAGAACCAAAAGAUCAAGCAGGCAGAUGCUGCUACUACUAGUGAUGAAUCCUCCUCCUUUAAUGUUGAUCCUAAGUUCAUAGGGGCAAUUUGCUACAACUGUGGUCUCCCAGGACACUUUGUGGGCAUGUGCCCCAUCCCAAAAGUGUGUUUCAUCUGCAAGACCCCUGGCCACCACAUGGAUACAUGUCCUACCUGGUACAGAGCCUACCCUGCUGCCAUGUACUGGGGGGAGUGCUAA